Myiozetetes cayanensis is the source of this 2066-nucleotide messenger RNA. RefSeq names its product SH2 domain containing 5 (gene SH2D5). Lineage: Eukaryota; Metazoa; Chordata; Aves; Passeriformes; Tyrannidae. Gene Ontology annotation, cellular component: postsynaptic density. The record is from RefSeq and is a predicted model, not a curated record.
GCUACGCGGGUGCUUUGCAGUGGGGUCAGAGCCAUCCCUCUUUAUUUUUUUUCUAGCCAAACCAGGCAGCAGUGGGCAAAACUCCCCAAGGAAUGUAGAAAUUGGGGGGUGAAAAGGUUCUGAGCGCCAGGGCAGGGGGUGGCGAGCGAGCGACCACGUGUGUACGUGUCUGGGUUAGAAAUCGCUGCUCCGCCGGGCGCGCUGGAGGAGAGGGGGGAAAGGGAGAGAGAAAAUCAGCCGCAGCCGCGUUUUCCAAAAAGCCGGAGCCAGCGCUCCUGCUCGCCGUCGCUUCCAAGAAACGGAGAGAACCGGGGAGGAAAAUUGCGGUGAUUCAUCGCGGGCAGAUCGGAGGCAGGAAAUGGGAGUUCGCUGCCUGCCCCGUGCCCGGCGUGGGCUCCGUGGGCUCGGGCUCGCCGGGGCCUGGCUGGCGGCGAGGGCCUGACGCCCACGGGCCGAGCAUCCCUACGCCGCGGCGGGAGCUGCCGGAGGAGCCACCGGCGAAGGGAAAACAACCAGCGAAGGCCGGGACCCGCAGCACCGGCAAUUUUUCACCUGCGUUUCUCCGGAGCCACCCGAGCGAGAGCUGCCCGGACAGUGACCAGGGGCCACAUCCAGGCUCCCACCGAGCGCUCCAGCACCACCAGCCCGGGGGACCCCCGAAUAAUUCAGAUGUGGCACAGGAGCUGCUUAACCCCAUCCUGAUCCAGCCUUCACCCCCAAAACCCCACUGCCAUGAAGAAGAAGCUGUCCAACGGGCGGGGGUCGGACCCUGCGGCCCCCCAGCAGCGAGCCCGGGGUGUCACCAAGCCAGCCGAGUACGUGGGAUCCUUCGUGGUGGAGGAGCUGGACCUGCAGCAGCAGGUGGGGCGGCUGGAGGAGCAGCUGCGGGGGCUCAAGGACUGUCCCAGGAGGAGGUUGGUGGUGCUGAGGUUCAGUUUGCAAGGUUUGAAGGUCUACGGAGCUGAUGGGGAGACCCUGCUGAUGGCCCACGCUCUCCGCCGGAUCCUGUACAGCACGUGCUGCCUCGCUGACCGCCAGUUCGCCUUCGUGGCCCGCAACCCCCACAGUCCCCCCAGCACCCUCUUCUGCCACCUCUUCGUGGGGCUCCCGGGAGAGGUCCAGACCCUGCACCUCCUGCUCUGCCGCUGCUUCCAGCUCUGCCACCUCCUGGCUCACCCCGAGGAGCAGGAGCAGGGGGAGCCCCCGGGGCCGGGGGUGCUGCGGGAGCCCCUCAACCCCGACGAGGUGUCCCGCAACGUCAACGCCCUGGUGUCUUUCCGCCGCCUGCCCGCGCCCGCCGGCCUGGGCGCUCUGGGCACAGGGGACCGGCGGUCGGAGGCAGAGGGCAGAGCCGGCUCCUGGCGCCCGGGGAACCCCUACUGCUCGCCGGUUCUGGUGCGCAAGAAAGCCAUCCGCAGCAAAGUGCUGCGCUCGGGGGCCUACCGGGACUGCGGGGCCGAGGGGCAGCUCCACCAGCCCCCCCGCGACGCCGGAUGGGAGAGCAAAGGCGCUCGGAGCUUGGCCCUCCUGCCCGAGAACGAGAGCGUCCUGGCAGAGAGCGUGUGGGCCUUCGCCGGCAUCGCCAGGGACGCGGGGGUCGCGCUGCUGCGGCGGGACGCGCCCGGAGCCUUCCUGCUGCGCCCCGAGCCCGGGCUGCCCAAGCGCUGGUGCCUGUGGGUGCGGGCGCCCUGCGGCGUGGUGCCCUACGGCCUCCUCCGCACGCACCAGGGCAGGUUCUGCGUGGAGCACUCCAACGCCGAGUUCGCCAGCGUGGCCGCCCUCCUGGCCCACUACUCGGGGGCUCCGGGGAGCUGCUUCUGCCGCCUGGCCCCCGGCCACCGCAACCCCGGCUACGAGGAGCGGGACCCCGGCGGCGGGGCCGGCGCCUGCGGGGGGGAGUCGGCCUGGACCCCCUCUGCCCCCAUCGGGGUGCAGCACGAGCGGGGGUAGGCCCGGAUCCCCCUCCCCGUGCACGGCUGCCCCCCACCCCCGAGCUUUAACUGGCUGCCAUCUGCCUUAUCCAUCCAUCCCUGCCUCCCGCGGGCUGCGCGCGCUGUCCGGCAAUA